This is a messenger RNA of Parastagonospora nodorum SN15, 438 nucleotides long. RefSeq lists its product as hypothetical. The coding region runs from base 1 to 438 and encodes 145 amino acids. Gene Ontology annotation, biological process: regulation of transcription by RNA polymerase II. Gene Ontology annotation, cellular component: mediator complex. The transcript is spliced from 3 exons. The record is from RefSeq and is a predicted model, not a curated record. Lineage: Eukaryota; Fungi; Ascomycota; Dothideomycetes; Pleosporales; Phaeosphaeriaceae. Gene Ontology annotation, molecular function: transcription coregulator activity.
AUGGAUAAGGACUUGCCUCGAACGAAAGAGGCUCUAUCAGCCCGUGUAGAGAAGCUCUGCAACGCCAUCUACGACGAGCGCAACACGGAUCCCUGGGGCGGCGACGGCUACCUCUCCACUAUCCUACGUACCGUCAAGCCCGCCGAUACCAGCGAAUACUCGACCAUACCGAAGCUCAACGAAGCAAAGGACUACUCCACGAGUGCGCAAAAGGAAUUGGUAAUCAAGACCGCCCAAGAGCUCAGCACCUUCAUUCGCGAUUUACAGGAACUAUGGCUUUUCGGAGGCCUGGACACAUUGGCGGAGAAAGAGGAUGAAGAAGCGACCCGGGCGAAGGCAGUGCAGGUGGCGGAGAUUAUCGAGGAACUGGCGGGGAGCAAGAGUGUUGGUGGCAAGAAGGAAAAUGGGGCGGACGAGGAGCUCAAGAAGGAGGGAUGA